Messenger RNA from Serpula lacrymans var. lacrymans S7.9, 1668 nucleotides. RefSeq lists its product as uncharacterized. The transcript has 6 exons. The record is from RefSeq and is a predicted model, not a curated record. The coding region runs from base 85 to 1584 and encodes 499 amino acids. Gene Ontology annotation, cellular component: cytoplasm; nucleus. Lineage: Eukaryota; Fungi; Basidiomycota; Agaricomycetes; Boletales; Serpulaceae. Gene Ontology annotation, molecular function: zinc ion binding.
GGCAUCGACUGGAAAAAUCAUCCAUAACACUACUUAGCAGCUGUUUCAAACAAUUCACGGUCCACCCACCGAUCCCUCCCACAGAUGGCGCACAAUCGGGAACAUUUCCCCUCAAUAGGCGAUAUUGCAGAAAAAACAGAUAUCUCAAUUGAAAGCAAUCAAAGCGAUUCUGUGUUGAACACAAAAGAGUCAUCAGAGAGCAGUGAAAGGCCUCUUGAAGAGGUGACAUCGCUAUGUAUGCAAUGUGGAGAACAGGGAAUUACCCGCCUCCUCCUAACAAGUAUCCCAUAUUUUCGCGAGGUCAUUGUUAUGUCUUUCCGAUGUGAUCAUUGUGGUACCUCCAAUAAUGAGAUACAGUCAGCGGGGACAGUGCGAGAGGAAGGGACCAUAUAUACUGCGAGAAUACUUUUUCGCAGCGACCUCAACCGUCAGAUCGUCAGAUCGUCCACCUGCGUUGUUCAGAUCCCCGAAUACGAGCUCACUCUUCCACCUUCCCGUGGCCAACUCACUACCAUUGAAGGGUUACUUCGCGACAUCGUGACGGAUCUCGCCACAGAACAACCACUACGCCGUAUUCGUGCCGAAGCCGCAUAUGUGAAAAUUCAGUCGAUAUUGGAUGGUAUACAGAGUAUCAUAGGGCAAGUUGACGGAGAGGACUUGGCGAGCAACAGUCCACUGCCCAGCAACUCUGUUACUUCUCCUAUCACCAUUAUCUUAGAUGAUCCAGCUGGGAGCUCUUUUAUCGAAUUUGUAGAAAGUAUGGCGGAUUCAAGAUGGAAUAUGAGGACUUACCGGCGAACGGCGGAGCAAAACAUUGCGUUAGGUUUCGCGGCGCGGGAUGAUAUCCCCAACGCUUCUACUGAAGAAAGUCUCACUAGAAUACAGGCAACCGACAUAACUGAAAGUAGUGACAACCUAGGACAUGGUCAGGAAGACAUGGAUGGCGAGGUGUAUGAAUUUCCAGGGAAAUGUUCGAGCUGUGGACAUUCGCUAGUCACGAGGAUGAAAAAAGUCAUUAUACCACACUUCAAGGACAUUUUGAUCAUGUCGACAAAUUGCGAUAGAUGUGGAUACAGAGACAACGAAGUAAAAUCAGGGACCGCUAUCUCUGCCCUUGGCAAAAGAAUUACGCUCAAAGUUAUAGAUCGCGAGGAUUUGAGUAGGGAUAUUUUAAAGAGUGAAACUAGUGGUCUAUCGAUCCCUGAAAUCGAUUUAGUACUUCAAGCUGGUACACUGGGCGGACGAUUUACAACUGUCGAAGGAAUCUUGCAUCAGAUAUACGAGGAAUUGUCAGACAAAGUUUUUGCAUCUGGUGAUUCUUCUAUCAAAGAUGUGAACACAGAAGGGCGGAAUAUAUUCGAUUCUUUCUUGAAAAACCUCAAACAGUAUGGUUUUUUCAAGGUGGCAAACGCGGACCGUCCAUUCACUCUCAUACUGGAUGAUCCACUAGCCAACUCGUAUGUGCAAAACCUGUAUGCACCUGAUCCGGACCCUAACAUGGAGAUCAUGACUUAUGAGCGUACCUGGCAGCAGAAUGAAGAACUUGGGAUAAAUGACAUGAAGGUCGAAGGUUAUGAGACUUAGAAUGAUAUGGACAUGUGCUUCGAUCAUAUAAUAACAUGGCUCCUGUUAGAAUUCCAAUUAUUGACACCGAAUGGGGGGCUCCCG